AUGAAAGCUGGCAAAAAUCUUUCCGCUCCGCUCAACUCUCAAGCCUGGUCCAUUAAUUCCCGCAUUUGGAUGCGCCUUAAAGCUGCAGAGCUCCAAUUUAUGAAAUACUCCGACCAAUUUCCUUUUGUUCCACCACCUGGGUCUUCAAAAAUUGCAUCGGGGGCUACUCAGCCUCUAUGUAUGAGUGGAUUAGACAUUCUAAGCCGUCAGCUUUUGGCAUGCGAAAUCUAUGCGAAACCGGAAAAGGUUAGUCUUGAACUUACACGGGAACAUCUUCAGACAGGCGUGGAUACGAAGAAGCUUAGUUCUACCACAACCAAUUUGAAAGAGGAUGGUGAUAGGAAUAAUGAUGCUUCUUCAAUUAUGAGCUUUGGGAAGUCAAUGAAUAUGGAAUUUAAGACCAAUCAUACGCCAAAACUAGAUGCAGUGCAAGCCAAGCAAGUCUACUCGCCCGAUCGACAAUUGCUCCCCCACGACCCUUCCUCUCCUAGGGUCUUCCAACGUGUUGCUCUCACUUCGGACCCACUUACUGGUGGCUCCACAUCAUCUCCCAACUCUCCGGGAUCCAAUAUUGGAUACAACCUACUGCCAAACAAGUGUACUCGGGAGCAGUCUGAUUCUAAGUCUGUAACAUCCGACGAGCCAUUAAACUCCUUAACCAGUGCUCACGGCGUUACCCCUUCUUCCUCUUUUUCGUCUGCAGUUGCUCUUGUUUCUGGUGGCCACCUUCUCCGUCUAUGUCGCCAUGCUCCAAUAAGUGUAGAGGAGGUUCGUCUAGCAGCACACAUUGUGGUUAAACUCCAGACACAACUUAUCAUCCGUCUCGCUGCCUAUCUUCUGGAAGGGGAUAUGCAAGGUCACUGUGAUUCCGCCUCACGAGAAUCUGAAGGACUGCGCCUUUUGAGUUUGCUUCACUGGCAUUGCCUGCAUCUUUCCCAACUCUCUUCACUCAGCCUUGGCCUUAUUUGGCCGAUCGCUAACUCUGAUCCUGGUUCUGAGCCUAGUCCUCAUCACAAGACUGCGGCAAUUAAUCUCUGGCAGGAUCAAGUUUUUGGGCAACUUGAGUUUAUCAACAACUGUCCUGGUUUCACUCGGCUCCUUCCUGGAUUGGCGAUGGAUCUUCUCUGGCUGGUUGACCAGUGCAUGCUGGCAAACAAGCAUACCAAUUGCAAUCAUCGCCUUGCCGAAGAUUGUAUCCCUACUGUUCCCAAAGCUUAUCAUGGAAAUAAUGAUGAAAGUAGUGGAGCUACUUUGCGAGAGGCUUUUCUUGAUCUCGACUUACUUGGAAAGCUUUGUUUGACUCGCCACUUUACUGGCCUAGAUGUAUUUUCCCAAGACAAGUUGUACAUUGGACGUUCUAAAGGAUCCCUUCAUGAAACUAAUGCCUCUGCGAAUUCGUCCAUCAAUUCAUUUGGCGUACCAGAGGCAACAAUGCCAAUUAUAAAUAAUAGAUCUGAGCAAGUGCUUCUUGGAUCAGAGUCUCAGGUCCUGUCUAGCCUUAUGUCACCGCAUAACUCUGUCACAAAAAACGAUGAUGAGAUCAUAGUGGAUUUGAAAGAAGAGGAAGCAAAGGAAGAUAGAGAAAAGGAGAUGAAGCAGAAAGCAGAAGAUUGUAGAGAAAAGGAGGCAGAGCACACUAGAAAUGAGAAAGAGGAUGAUGAGCUUUUAAACAAAAGAAAUGAAGCCGUGGUGAAGGAACAGACAUACUUAGAGUCGAAGAAGGAAAAUGAGGCAACUCGCCAAAUGUCAAAAGCUGAGGAU
Messenger RNA from Protopolystoma xenopodis, 1761 nucleotides. Lineage: Eukaryota; Metazoa; Platyhelminthes; Monogenea; Polystomatidea; Polystomatidae. The record is from the annotation of a GenBank genome assembly.